AAGCAUUGAUAUUUUUGGAACGCGGUUCUUUCAAAUAUUUUUUAAAACUAAAAUAUUUUGUGUAAAGACAAAUUGAGAGAGAAAAAAAGAAUUUUUUUAAAAAUUUAAAUAAAUUAAUUGACUGUUAACCGGAGGAAGCGUACUUUAAAUAUUUAUACGAAAGUGUUUUGCAUCCGUCGUCAAAUUAGUAUAAAAUAGUUGUUGUGGUUUGCAGAAUUGAUUGUACAGUGGUGAUACCCAUUCAGAACGUUUUUACACAUUUCGGAUUAAUAUCCAGAUCACAAAAUGAAUUUGAUCUUUCUGGUCGGUCUUUUGACUACUGUGGCGCUGGUUUCACAAACAGCAGCUCUUCCCGAUAAAAAUGAUGUUGAUGAUAAGUCGCCAUCGGUAGUAAGCCGAUUGGAUCCGGUACUACGAAAAGCCUUAUUGCAAGCCUUAAGUAAUUUAGAACGGAAUUCAUCAGAGGAUGAAAGUGGCGAUGCUGAAGAAACCACUCUCACUACGAUCAGCGAUGAAAUCUUAGAAGAAAGCACUACAUCGGAUCAAACGCCAGCCGUUCAAUAUCAUUCGUACGUAGUCGAUGCCAACAACGAAACAGGAACGACCAACGAUGACACCGAAAUCAUUCAGACAAUUAUUGUUAAAGCACCUCGACCAACUGUUUCAUCAUCUUUGGAUGUAGAUGAAGUCAGCGAACAGAGCGAUAACGAUGUCAUUAUCAAAUUCGAUAAAUUGGAUCCAGUUAAAGAAAGUGAUAUUCGUGUCGAAACAGUACAAGUUGCUCGAAGUGUAUCGCCGUCAGACAAAGCAAACGAAAUAAACGGUGAUGCAGAUGAUGAAAAUAUUAACGAAAAAUCGAUCACUAAACAAUUGAAGAAAGUGACCACGUAUAAGCCAACUACAACCACGACCACAACAACGACAACUGAAGCACCGACUCACAAUGAAGAUGGUGAAAAUAUUGAGCAUGUUAAAGAAAAUGACGUAAAAAUCUACCAAGCACCGUUGGUCACGGCCUUUACCAUUCAGCAAGAUGGAAAUGGACUACCGAAAAAUGUGAUUCCAUUAUAUAAGCAGGACGUAGUUCCAGCUAGCAUGUCAUUGCCAGUCGAACAAUUUUCGUUCUCAUCUCAUUCUUCCAAUCAAAACUUCCAAAAUGUUCAAUCAAACCGUAACACCAAUCCAGCUCCUGCAUUUUCGAUUCAAACCUCCCAUCAACCCCAACCGCCCGUUUUCAAUGCCAACACCUAUUCGUUCUUGGAACAAAAGCAAAAACAGCUUGAACAACAAAUCGUUUUCUUGCAGGAACAACAGAGAAAACAGGAGGAAUUAUUUAGACAACAACAAUCUUACCAAGAUCAGCAAGCACUUCAACGACAAGCUCAACUGUUAUUGGAACAACGUUUGCGAAUCGAAGAGGAUUAUCGUUUGAGACAGCAAAAAUAUGAACAGGAGUUGAAAGCUUACAAAGAAAAGCAACAAGUUCAAUUACAGGCAAGAUUCAAUCAGCCUUCUGUUGUUGUAGAGGGACAGACUACGCCAAAUACUCAAGCGGAUAGUGUGAAGGAAGCACCACUUGACCAAGCUCAAAUUACUCAACAACAAUUACAGACCCAGCAACAACUUCCCGCACAGCAGCAACUUCCUGCACAGCAACAGGCUCCUACACAACAACAAAUUCAUACACAGCAACAAUUUCCCGAGCACCAACACCUCCCCGUACAACAACCACCGCAGCCUUUUGCGCCAGAAUCAAAUCAGCAAAACGUUCAAGUUCAACAUCAAACAGUCACUGAGGUACAAAAUCAGCAACAUCUUCAAGUGCAGCCCUUACAACAACACCGUGAACAAGAUAUUGAACUUCAACGACAAAUAGAACGACAAAAUGAAGAAUAUCGAAUCAAAACAUUAAAGUAUGAAGAGGAACUGAAAACAUACAGACAGAAGAUCCAGGCUCAACAGUAUGCUGAACAACAGUCUCAACAACAACAACAACAACUCUUCUCUCGGCAACAGCUUCCAUUCUUACCGGCACAACAAUUCGCUCCCGCUCAACAAAUAUUCACCCAAGGACUACCUCAACAGCAACAACCGGUCCGAUUCAAUAACAAUCAACCACAAUUCCGAACAAACGUUCAAAUCGUGCCAAGCGUGCAGUUCCAAUCGUUCCAGGUUCCUACUCAACAAAUGCUGCCGAUCCGCGAAGCACAGACCUUCCGAUCUCGUUCUCAAAGCGAAUUCCAGCAACAAACAAACAUUCCCCAACUAUCCCCCGUCCAGGAACUUCCACAAAGAUCCUUCCAGCAAUUCCACACAUCCGGUCCAGUCAUUCAAAAUUCAAACAUCGAUCCAGUCAUUGCAGCACCACCAGACGCCAUCCAACGAAACCGAGUCUUUCGUCAAGAAUCGGACACAGCCAAUUUUUUCAACAACAACAACCGAAUUACUCUCAAUCCGGUAAACAACAAUGCCGACAAUUAUUUGCAGAGCUUAUUGUUCCAAUCGGGCAUUUCCGGUCGACAGAACGAAGAUCUGAACAUUAUCACCAAGGUGCUGGCUUUAAAUCAUGGCAUUCAACAGUCGCCAAAUGAUCAGCAACAAAUCCGUUUUCCACGACGUGAAAAUGUGUAAGAGAAAAUUUUUAUUUUGCGUUUGCUGAAGAAAACGUGUUUUAGCGAUUUUCUUAAUGUCAUUCUGCUAAAUGUUUUGUUCAAAUGAUUGGAAUUGAGAAUUUGUGCGUGCGCAACAAUUUUAUUUUUGUAAUACUUAUUUUAGCAACAAAACUUAAGCGCAUGAAAUGAAUUUAGGAAAUCAAUUGAUUAAAUUGCUGCAACAACAAUUUUAUUUAAUCCAUGCCAUUGUGACAAUGCUUUUCGUUUAAAUUUCGAUAAAAAAAAUUUAUUGGAACUUUUCUUUAAUUAAAUUAUUUAUUUCCUGCUGCUGCUUUUAAAUUCUCAAUUAAAAAGAAAAUAUUGUAGGUAAGGAUGGAAUACGGUAGUUUUAACGUUGCAUUAUACAGUAUGUCUUUCGAUAUGGAGGUAUUUUUUGUUAAUCAUAAGAUAUAAUACGAUGAAUUUUAUGACCAGUGACUACAUCACUACAUCUUGUGAUUAACAAAAGCGUACUUUUAUUCAAUGAAAUUACAAUUUUAAAGAAUUUAUUACAUCUAAUCAUACUUGCGCAAUAGGACAAUAUAUCUAUUCGACUAGAUAUUAAAUUGGGUCUGUUUCAUAUUUUACCGUUGAAAAUUAUUAAUUGUCGCGUUCAUAACAAAAUACAAACACAUUUUUCAUGUAAAUAUAAUAGAAAUAAAAAAAAAUUCCCAACAAACAAAUCUAUUUGCCAGAUUAAUUAAUUAAGUUUAAGCUUUUCGAUAGAGGUAUUUAUACUUAGAUUUAAUUAAAUUAUUUUAUUGAACACAAUACAACAAAA
Messenger RNA from Bradysia coprophila, 3432 nucleotides. RefSeq lists its product as uncharacterized. Lineage: Eukaryota; Metazoa; Arthropoda; Insecta; Diptera; Sciaridae. The record is from RefSeq and is a predicted model, not a curated record.